This is a messenger RNA of Topomyia yanbarensis, 3507 nucleotides long. Its product is annotated as transcription factor SPT20 homolog. The coding region runs from base 50 to 3343 and encodes 1097 amino acids. Lineage: Eukaryota; Metazoa; Arthropoda; Insecta; Diptera; Culicidae. The record is from RefSeq and is a predicted model, not a curated record. The transcript is spliced from 6 exons. Gene Ontology annotation, cellular component: SWI/SNF superfamily-type complex.
GCAUUAUCAAUUUCAGAAACCAUCUCAUCAAAAUCAGCCAGCUCAAAUCAUGCAACAAAUUUUGAAUUCCAACUCGUCCAAUGAUCCACAGAACAAUGUGAUCGUUGUAAACCAAACAACCAUUUCACCGCAACCGUUGGGAGCGAUAAUCGCGCCACCUCAGCCACCGCAGCAGACUACGGGCACAACAACAAUCAUGAACCAGUCCGGUACGAUCUCGUCGACCACGACCAAUCCGUCGGCACUGAUCAAGAGCCUGCUGGCGAAUAAGGUAACGACGGUGACGAGCAACGAAUCGGCUGCUACCAUCAGUAGCAGCGCCGGCUGCGUCGUCGUCUCGUCCUCUGCUACCAGUAGUUUGUUGUCUACUACCAUUAGCAACACUAGCAUCAACCCUUCUACUUCUUCCAUUAGCACUAGUUUGACUGCAUCGAAUGUUAAUGUGCAUCAGGUUGCCCAGCGACAGCAGUUAAUGAAGCAGAAACAACUGAACGUCUCUUCGUCUGCGGGAGGAUCUCAACAUCCCAAUAGUUCGGUAGUGGUUACUUCCAAUAGUCCCAACAAUCUGACCAAUAUCAAAGUAGGAAACUCUACAAUUUCCAUAAAGCCUGGUACACUUCCGACAAAUACCGUUAUUACCGCUACGAACCCACAGGACAAAGAUCCACCCCCGUUGGCUCCCUUGACUUAUCUGGCUGAUGGAGCUCUCAUCAAACCGGUUUCAACCAACAAAAUGCUUGUUGAUUUGCUAGAUAAGCAAACAAAUGAUCCUCCUGUGUUUGCCAUUGGUGAAACAACAGUGAAGCGUAAGAGUGACGUUGAUUUGUCUGAGCCGCCGACUAAGAAGUUGGAUUUAAUGGAUACUGAGGAGGUUAAGGUGACACCGAAAGCGGCUGAUUUAUAUGCCGAACUAGCUGGUUCCAUUUUGGCAGACGAGGAUUUAGAGGAUAUCGAAAUGAAGGCUCCCAAAGAGGAACCAAAGUUUAAAGUACAGCCGGCACCAGCACCGCAGGUUAUCACUAUGCCAGCUCCUUUACAGCGUCAGAUCAUUAUGAAUCCUAGCAAUCCACAGCAGAUGUUACUUUCAUCUGGUUGCGCAGGAGGACAACAGUUGACUGCUCAGACUACGGCUACCAUCAAAACCGAUACGGGUUAUCAGACCGUACCCGUAAUUCUGCAGCAUAAUCAGAGCCAACUUCAGUUACAGAAAACGGCUUCCAUUAUGCAACCAACCGUUAUUUCCAACCCUCCGCAACCUACUCAGUACAUAUUGGCCACCAAUCCACAGGGUCAGACGUACGUAGUUGCGCAGCAGCAGCAACCACAGCCGCAGCUUCAGCAAACGGUUCUACUAACACAGGGUCCACAGCAUGGUUCUCAGCAGAAAACUAUAAUUAUUCUGCAGCAACCGACGCCGAAUACUGGCGGGCAGCAGUUUAUUCAAGCUCAACCACAAACCCCGCAGAAGGUGUUUGUAAAUCAGCAGGGCCAACAGAUCAUCAUGACGCAGAUGCCUCGACAGAUGCAGCACCAGACAAUACUAACGUCGCCAGGUGGUCAGAUUGUCGAGAAGAAACCCAUAUAUAUUACCACCAAUCAACAGGGAAACACAAUCAGCAUCGAAGGGCCCUCUCAACAAAUUAUUAAAGCACAUCAACCGCAAAUUAUUCAAACCCAUCUAGGGCAACAACAAAGCACAUCUCAGCAGAUUCAACAGAUUCUUCAGCAAAGUGGAUCGCAAACGUUUCAAAUCAUUCAACAACCUCAACAGCAUACUGUACCUGCUCAGCCGUCUCAGCAAAUUAUGAUUCAGCCACAGUCGGUGCAAACUUCUCAACCACAGAUCGUCAUACAAUCUCAGCCACCGCAACAACUGCAACCACAGAUAAUCUCACAGCAAAUAAUCCAGUCAGCGCCACAACAACAACAACAACAGAUCGGACAAAAACUUACUCAACAAAAACUGAUACAACAAACUCAUCUAUCUCAUCAGCAGCAGCAGCAGCAACAACAACAACAGCAGAUAAUCACUAUUCAAAAACAACCAACGCCACAAUCUCCAGCAUCCAAACAAUUAGCCGCGCAAUCUACUCAACAGCUCCCUACCAAAACAAUUAUAGUCCAGCAACAGGCGCCAUCUUCUUCCGGUUCAGCUCAGAAGCAGAUAAUUCAAGUAGUCCAGCAAAAGAUAUCAACGCCACAUUCUAAAACACAGUCAGUACAACAGCCUCAACAAAAGUCGACCAUUCAAUCGCAAGCCACCAUCAAAAUGCCACCCCAGGGUCACAUUGUAGCUGAAUCUAUGUCAACGACUAACGCGUCAAUAACACCUCCCACGUCAUCCGUGUUGGCAAAAGGUAUCACUAGUAUUUCACAAACUUUGCCUACCACUACGUCUUCUCUAACUUCAAUGCCUUCAACGAAAACCACUUUCAACCCUCAAUCUUCGACAUCUACAACUACAAUCACUUCUGCUUCUACUGCAAUUUCAUCAUCUCCCUCAGCUCCAUUAAACAAUCUGUCAACAUCGACAGCACCAACAGCCACAACUAUCCCUGUGUCUGGGUCAAACAGCACCAUCCAGAUGAUCCCGGCAAUGGACCCGGCUAAAGCUGUCGACGAGGAUGUUGAGCUAAGCUGGCCGUGGUUGUGUGAUUGGCGAGGAUGCCCUCGGAAGAAGUAUGCGUCUGCUAACGAAGUUUACAUGCAUGCUUGUGCCGUCCACUGUCCCGAUACGGUCGAUUCCACUGCCGAUAUCUAUUGCCAGUGGGGUCCAGGUCCGAAUCUUUGUGAUAACCUUCCUCGUAAACGAUUUUCGCUGAUGACACACAUCUUUGACCGUCAUUGCACAAGUGAUUCUUUCAAAAUGGCAGUUCAACGUCGUAUAACAAAUGCUACAACCGGUAUACUCCAACCACAGCAAGCGUAUCCGGUGACGUUGGUCCGACAACCGGGAGCCCCUACUCCACCUGGAUCAUCAGCAUCGUCAACGACUUCGGAAGCUUCUGCGAGUCCUUCGGCCCAGCCGGCGAGUACACCCUCGCAAGGACCUGGGAAUCUUUCCACUGCUGGCCCGGCAGCACUUCAUGCUAUUAAAAGACACGCCAUCGAUUGGGCAAAUGCAAAAGAGUUCCAGGAUGAUAUUGAAGGACCGGUAACUAAAAGCAUUCGUCUUACAUCGGCUCUAAUUCUAAGGAAUCUGGUGGUUUAUAAUAACACAGCAAGAAGAAAUCUGCGAGCAUAUGAACCACAUCUUGCAGGGAUGGCGAUGAACAAUGUCGAAGCUAGCCGAACUAUUUCGCAGGUUCUGUUUGAAAUGAAUGACACCCAGCACAAUUUUUAAAAAUAAGAUAAGCAAACCAACGGAUGAAAAAAGUGUAUUGGUGUUUAUAAUUAACUGACAACCUACCUAAUUUAAAACAUUUUUCUUUGAUUUCAUGGAUCCAAAUAUGCACUUCACUAUAUGGAAAUAGAAUCGAUAAUAAACCACUUACACUGCACCCUUAA